This is a messenger RNA of Actinia tenebrosa (Australian red waratah sea anemone), 1268 nucleotides long. RefSeq lists its product as uncharacterized. Lineage: Eukaryota; Metazoa; Cnidaria; Anthozoa; Actiniaria; Actiniidae. The record is from RefSeq and is a predicted model, not a curated record.
UAGCUGCCGUUGAAGAAGACAAGACGAAGAGAAUAUUGGCUUAAAAAAAACUCAAAAUGUCCUCACUAAAUGAGGUUAGAGACAUGCUGCUUAUAAGCCACAGUCUCAAUAUUAUAACAGACGAAGAACUUCUUUUGUUAAUGCUGGAAAAUUCUGGGAAAAGAUCGAGAAAAUCAAGUUUUCCUUACGACGACUACGAGCCGUUCAGCCUUGACGACAUGGACGAAGACGAGUGCAAGUCUGACUUUCGUUUUGAAAAAGACCAUAUUCCUUGGCUUGCAGAAUUGCUUGAACUGCCUGAAAAACUUAGUUUCUCAGGGAGUAUAAAGGUAGAAAAUGUCGAAGGGUUGUGUUUGGUGCUAAAACAGAUGACUAAUCCGUGCCAAAAAAACGACUUGAUUCAAUGCUUCGGAAGACCAAUAACUGAACUACGAAUGAUUACAAACAAGGUUAUCGAUUAUUUAUACAGGGCUCAUAAACACAGAAUUACUAAAUGGAACGAAGAAAUUCUUAGUUCAGACUAUCUACAACAAUAUUCUGCAGCUAUUUCUUCAAAAGGAGGAGUUCUCGAGAACUGUUUUGGAUUCGUUGACUGUCCGGUACGACAAAACAACCGCAAAAUAUUCAAUGAAGAAAAACCUGUUUACUCACUCAAAUACCAGAAUGUAGUACUCCCGAAUGGAAUGAUAGCCCACACGUAUGGACCAAUAGAUGGAAAAAGACAUGACUCCACAUUACUGGGAGAUUCUAAUCUUCUUCCUGACUUGGAGCAAUUUGCAUCCACUCCAAAUGGUCAUACAAUGUGCAUAUAUGGUAAUCCUUCGUAUCCAAUCAGAAUUCACCUGAAGGCACCUUACAAGCAGUGCAAGGACUCAGAACUUACACCAGAGAAGGAGGCUUACAACAAAUCAAUGAGUGAAGUAAAAUCACCUACAGAGUGGCUUUUUCCUGAUGUGUUCAACUCAUUUAAGUUCUUAGACUAUCAGAACAAUCACAAGAUUAGUUUGGAUUAUGUGUCCAAAAUGCAUGUUGUAUGUUGUUUAGUGCAAAAUGCCCUGACAUGUUUCUAUGGAAAUGAAACAGCAAAGUUUUUCAACCUGGAACCACCUGCAAUUGAGGAUUACUUUUCCUAAAGUAAUUCUUAUUCUGACUUGAUUAGCUGGAUUUGUUAAAGUUUUGAAACAAUAUAUAAAACAUUUAAAUAAUAUAAUAUAUGUAUACAAAUCAUCUACAACUUGCAAAUGUGCCAAUUUAUGUAUAGGCAAUCA